This is a messenger RNA of Eleginops maclovinus (Patagonian blennie), 2005 nucleotides long. Its product is annotated as NAD-dependent protein deacylase sirtuin-5, mitochondrial-like. Gene Ontology annotation, cellular component: nucleus. Gene Ontology annotation, molecular function: NAD+ binding; protein-succinyllysine desuccinylase activity; protein-malonyllysine demalonylase activity. The transcript is spliced from 9 exons. The record is from RefSeq and is a predicted model, not a curated record. Lineage: Eukaryota; Metazoa; Chordata; Actinopteri; Perciformes; Eleginopidae. Bases 143 to 1057 code for a protein of 304 amino acids.
AAAAAAGUGAUUUUUUUCGGAGUAGGAUUUACGACAGUUUGGUAUGUUUACGGCCUCUCAUGAUACUUGCAGUAGAGGUAAACAAGCAAACUCGGCUUGACGUUUUGCUCCGAAAAGUGGAAAUAUAAUUUAGCGAGGGACAAUGCUACUCCAGAAUCGCGCCGCGAUUGCCCUUGGUCUUCGGAUGUGCUCCACAAAUGUGCGGAAAGGACCUUUGAUGGACACAGCAAGAACCAACUCGGACAUGUCUGAAUUCCGCAAGGUUUUUUCCAAAGCCAAGCACAUAGCAAUCAUCACAGGGGCAGGUGUGAGUGCAGAGAGUGGAGUACCAACCUUCAGGGGAGAAAAUGAAAAGUGGAGGAAGUGGCAAUCUCAGGACCUGGCGACCCCAGAGGCCUUCUCUCGAACACCGUCCCGGGUCUGGGAGUUUUACCAUUACAGAAGAGAGCUGGCUUUGAACAAGAAACCCAGUGCUGCCCAUCUGGCUAUAGCCGAGUGUGAGGCCCGGCUGAAGAAGCAGGGGCGCUCUGUGGUUGUCAUCACCCAGUGCACAGACGACUUGCACCGACAGGCCGGGUCCAAACAUGUGCUCAAAAUUCAUGGCAGUUUAUUGGAGACGCGCUGUGUGAGUUGUGGACAUGUGACCAUCAACAAGCGGAGCCCCAUAUGUGCUGCCCUAAAGGACAAAGGCGCACCUGACCCAGAUGUUGCUGAUGCCCAGAUUCCUGUGGAUAAACUACCAAGGUGUGGCGAAAGAGACUGUCACGGUCUUCUGAGACCAAACGUGGUGUUUUUCGGAGAGACCCUGGACUCUCAUAUCCUGACCAAGGUGGAAGAACAGAUGGAAACCUGUGAUCUCUGUCUGGUGGUUGGCACAUCUUCGAUUGUUUACCCAGCAGCCAUGUUUGGUCCCCAGAUUGCAUCAAGGGACGUCCCAGUGGCAGAAUUUAACACCAAAACAACUCCCAAAACUGAGUACUUCACGUACCACUUCCAGGGUCCAUGUGGAACAACACUUCCCCAAGCUUUGGCGCAACAUGAGUCAGAGGUUAUUUAAGUUUGUAAAAAUAAUGGCUUUACAAACAGCAGCGGCUUCUUCUACAUGCUAAUGCAUCAAAGACUUGGUGGGUGGUGCACAGCAUUAUAUUAUUACAAAUGUUUGCCUUAAAAUAAGUUCAGCUGUUUAUGCUUGAUAGCUGGAGGGUUAAGCUUAGAAUUUAACUUGUUAAAACUUCGAGAUGGAUCUCUUAAUACUUGAAUAUACUGUAUAGUUCGAUAAACUGGAAAUAGGAUUUUGUAAGUUUUACAUACUUGCUGCCUUGACUUAGGCAGGAGCUAUGCAGCUUGGUAUACAAUAGGGAAUGCACUAUGUAUGUAGUUAUUUGCAUUGGAUAUCUUAUCCUCAGAUAUUAGAGGGUAUUACUAUUCUUAUAUGAUGUUGUUUAUUAGAUGCUGGUGAGGAAUUGUCCUAUUUUGCUGUUUAUCAGAACGGAUUACUUCUGGUGCCAAUGGAUAAUAUUCCUUUAUCUCUACUUAACCGAUGUAUGUACAGAGAGUAACAUAAUCUUGUGCCUUUCAAAACUGUUUACACAACUUUGACCAAAUGCUUGCUUUAAACCUUAAGUGCAAAUCAACCGAUAUUACAGUUCCAGAGUACAGAGUUUGCUUUUGACCGAGGACAGAGAGGGUAGAGAGAGGGAAAUGUUCUCUCUUCAAUCCUAGCCUGAUGCAGCACAAACUCCUUCUCAUGCUGUUUGAAUGUUUCGUAUGACAUCAAUAGUGACAUGUCAUGGGUUAUUCAAAAUAGAUUUAUACACAUUUGAGUGUCUGUUUUCCAAAAAUACAUGUUUAAGAUAGAAAUUGUCUAAAAAUGAAAGCAAUCAUAUAUUGGAUAACAUGAUUUUUUUUACAACUCUUGCCUGUAAACAUCAUGCACAAUUCCUUGAUGUUGAUGAAAACUUCCAAUGCAAUAUUAGAGAAUGUUAUUAUUAAAACACUAAAUGUA